GAUUGAGGGGGCCACAGCAAGAAAUUAACACCGGAAAGCAUUCUUGACUUUUGCCCUAUAACUUCACAACUCUGUUUCUUCUCAGGAGAGUCCAUCGAUCUGGGACCUGUCCUUUCCGCUUCUGGUUUCUUUAAAUAUUGCCUCUUGUCCACUUGCUUCUCCGGGGUGUUGUAUCAUUCGGUGUUUGCCAGAAGAAGAAGAAGAACCAGAAGUAGCUGCAACAGAAACAAGUUGAGAAGGAAGAGUUUUAAGACUCCGCCACUGCUCAGUUCAGAGAAUGGUUGCUCCCAUGUCUGUCUGGCCCUGGGGAAACUUGGGAGCUUUCAAGUACUUGCUCUUUGGACCUUUCCUUGCACAAGUUCUCUACUCAAGGAUGGGCGAAGACACUGCAAAGAGCAGCUGGUGCCUACAUCUUCUCAUUAUAUGGGGACUUAGACUUUUCAUUCAUUUGCUCUUGGGCUCUUUUGGCAACAUGCUGUUCCUAAACCAAACCCGCCGGAUCAUCAAGCAAGGUGUAGAUUUCAAACAAAUAGACAGAGAAUGGGACUGGGAUAAUUUUUUGAUUCUUCAAGCUUUCGUGGCUUUCAUGGCCUACUACAUCUUCCCAUCACUGGCAGACCUUCCUCUUUGGAACACUAGGGGGCUCAUCACAGUCCUAGUACUUCAUAUAGGAGCUUCAGAGCCGCUCUACUAUUGGGUACACCGAUGUUUCCAUGGGAAAUACUUAUUCACCAAUUACCACUCAUUGCACCAUGAAUCUGCAGUCCCCCAACCUGUUACAGCUGGGCAUGCAACAUUUUUGGAGCAUCUAAUAUUGACAGCAAUUGCUGGGAUUCCGAUAUUGGGGUCUAAUUGGCUGGGACAUGGAUCGCUAAGCCUUGUUUGUGGCUAUUUGGUCGUGUUUGAUGUUCUGAGAUGCUUGGGGCAUUGCAACGUCGAAUUCAUCCCUUAUCGCAUCUUCGAGAGACUUCCCUUCCUCCGAUAUCUCAUUUAUACCCCGACAUACCAUAGCCUCCAUCAUACAGAUUUGGACACAAAUUUCUGCCUCUUUAUGCCACUUUUUGAUGCAGUUGGCAAUACACUAAAUAGCAAAUCAUGGCAACUUCAAAAGGAAUUGAAUUCUGGCUGUGGAAAUUAUAGGAGGGACAUCCCAGACUUCGUUUUCCUGGCUCAUGUUGUGGACCUAUCGUCUUCAAUGCACGCGCCCUUCGUGUUUAGAUCACUCGCGUCACUGCCGUACGCCACUCGUUUAUUCUUGUUACCGUUCUUGCCCAUCCCCUUCGUUGUGAUGCUGGCAAUGUGGGCAUGGGCUAAGACCUUCGUGAUCUCUUUCUACAACCUAAGAGGCCGUCUGCACCAAACGUGGGCAGUGCCAAGAUUUGGAUUUCAGUACUUCUUACCAUUUGCAGCUGCUGGCAUUAACAAGCAGAUAGAGGAGGCCAUUUUAGAUGCUGAUAAGUUAGGAGUCAAAGUCAUCAGUUUGGCUGCAUUGAAUAAGAAUGAAGCACUUAAUGGAGGAGGGACAAUGUUUGUCAACAAGCACCCGGACCUCAAAGUCUGUGUCGUUCAUGGAAAUACCUUGACAGCGGCAGUGAUUCUCGACGAUGUCCCUAAAGAUGUCACGGAGGUGUUUUUAACAGGCGCCACCUCCAAGCUCGGGAGGGCCAUUGCGCUCUAUCUUUGUCGAAGGAGAGUACGAGUCCUCAUGCUAACUCUCUCAACAGAAAGAUUUGAGAAAAUCAAGAAGGAAGCGCCAGCCGAUUGUCAGAACUACCUUGUGCAAGUGACAAAGUACCAAGCAGCUAGGACUUGCAAGACAUGGAUAGUCGGGAAAUGGAUCACGCCGAGAGAGCAGAGUUGGGCCCCUCCAGGAACACAUUUCCAUCAAUUUGUGGUGCCGCCGAUUUUGUCAUUCAGAAGAGACUGCACAUACGGCGAUCUGGCAGCUAUGAGACUACCACAUGAUGUCCAAGGACUCGGAAGUUGCGAGUACACCAUGGACAGAGGAGUGGUUCAUGCAUGCCAUGCAGGUGGAGUGGUGCAUCUCCUCGAAGGAUGGACUCAUCACGAGGUCGGCGCGAUCGACGUCGACAGGAUCGAUCUGGUGUGGAACGCCGCGUUGAAACACGGAUUUAAGUCGGUGUCGGCCCCUCGAACAACCUCAUCCUCUAAAAGUAACUUCAUAAGUUGAGGAAGCACUGGUUGGCAUUGGCAGGAGCUCCUCCUUUUCAAAUUUUUAGCUUUUUAUUCAUUUGGACCCUAAAAGAAAGUUACAAGGCAACAAUCUGUCCAUUUCUAUCGAUUUCACCUUCAUCUGUUGUGCCAAAUAUGAACAUUAUGAAACCAAGGUUAUAUUUGCAUAUGAACAUGUUUUCAUUUCUUUCUUU
Messenger RNA from Rhodamnia argentea, 2387 nucleotides. RefSeq names its product very-long-chain aldehyde decarbonylase CER3. Gene Ontology annotation, biological process: lipid biosynthetic process. The record is from RefSeq and is a predicted model, not a curated record. The coding region runs from base 278 to 2191 and encodes 637 amino acids. NCBI's taxonomy places the organism in Eukaryota, Viridiplantae, Streptophyta, Magnoliopsida, Myrtales, Myrtaceae. The transcript is spliced from 11 exons. Gene Ontology annotation, molecular function: oxidoreductase activity; iron ion binding.